Caenorhabditis sp. 36 PRJEB53466 is the source of this 890-nucleotide messenger RNA. The record is from the annotation of a GenBank genome assembly. Lineage: Eukaryota; Metazoa; Nematoda; Chromadorea; Rhabditida; Rhabditidae.
AUGCUAACCUACCCGCUGGACACGGCGAAAGCACGUCUCUCCGUCUCCUCGAAGCUCCAGUACAGCUCGCUGACGUCGGUGUUCGUGAAAACGUACCGGGAAGGCGGCAUUCGGCUCCUCUACCGCGGCAUUUAUCCCACCAUUCUCGGUGAGUUUACGAUUUUGCGGUAGCACAUGUUUUUCAAAGCAAUUCUUCGACAUUUCCAGGAGUAAUACCAUACGCCGGAUCGUCAUUUUUCACCUACGAAACGCUCAAAAUAAUGUACAGAGACUCGGCCGGACAUGUGGUAAUUUAAGAGCAAGCAACUGUUCCAAUUUUACCGAAUUUGCAGGAGAGCUCGUACUACCGAAUGAUGUUCGGAAUGCUGGCGGGUCUUAUCGGUCAAACCUCCUCGUACCCACUGGACAUUGUGCGUCGGCGGAUGCAAACGGGACGAAUCCCCGACGGAUGGAGCCCCCUCCGAGCCAUUGUUCACAUCUAUCACACUGGUCAAUUUUUGCGAUUUUCAAACCCAAAAAAUUGAGCAAUUUUAAGCCAGAAAAAAUGAUUAAAAUGCUGUUUUAAUCGAUGUUUGCAUUGCAGAGGGACUAAAACGAGGAUUGUACAAAGGGCUGAGCAUGAAUUGGCUCAAAGGACCCAUCGCCGUCGGAGUCUCGUUUACCACCUAUGAAAAAGUGAGUGUUUUUAAAAAAAUGUUCUGUGCGAUAUUUUUAAAAGAACAGGGAACCCUCCGAGUUUUAGUGCCUGUCUAUUGGGACUCGGACAGUAAAUGUGGCAAUAAGAAGCAAUUCAGGAGGGUUCCCUGUCCCUUUAAUCAUAAAAAUUAUCGAUUUUUUAUGAUUUUUUCAAUUUUCAGGUCCUCGAGCUCGUUGGCCAUCUGAAGCGAUGA